CUUCUGUUCGAGUCUGUAUUUCGUUAGACAAAGUUGUGGAGUUGGGACUUCUUGCUGGAAGCAAUUUCUGCAGCAUACGCUCUAAAGGGCGUCUUUUCUAUGAUUGAGACUCCAUCUCAAUCAACUCUCCCGAAUGGACGGUUUAAGUGGUUCAUUGUUGUCAAGAUUGGAGUCAUCCAUACACAUUACGUUUGAAAAUUGAAAUGCAACGCAAUUAGAAGAUACAAAUUUGUGAAAAUGACAUUAUUUCUUCCUGUUGGCUUCAUCCGACGUCAUUUCGUCAUGCUCGUUUGUCUUCUGGAUUUCAUCACACCUUUUCCCGUGGCCGACAAGCUCCCAUAUUCUCUUAUCAAUGCUAUUUUUAAGAUCGACACCAAUUUUCCUAGUCACGCGCCUAACUGAGGUGGAUGGACCACUUGUUCAGUCGAUGGAAAAUCCAGUGGUCCAAUUGUUCUCUUACCUCCACCACACGGUGGUGGUGGUGUUGGCGGUGCUGGUUGUUCAUGGCUUGUUUUCUCGACAAAACCAAGCCAUCCAUCUGUUAAUGGCCACUCAUCUUCUUUAACUGUUUCCUUUCUCUUGCUGUCAUCUCAGCAAUGACUCUUGGCUUCAUAACAGCCAUGAAGUUCCUCACUUUAAAACUCAGGCUGAACUUUCAGAUAACCUUGGGGAACUUGCGAGUUCAAUGGAACGUAGUACUCACGCCUCUUCGUUUUCUUGUCAAGGUUCUGUGACGGAGAUGGAGUUCCAGGACCUGUUUUGCGCAUCUCAGAGUCCCAAAUAUGACUGCCUUCUCUUUGAUUUAGAUGACACCCUUUAUCCAAUCAGCUCUGGCAUUGCCAAAGAAUGCCUUAAGAAUAUUCAAGAUUAUAUGGUUGAAAAGCUUGGCAUAGAUGAGAGCAAAUUGGAUGCUCUGUGCAACCUGCUGUACAAAAAUUAUGGGACAACAAUGGCAGGUCUCAGGGGGAUCGGCUAUGACUUUGAUUAUGACCAGUACCAUAGUUUCGUCCACGGAAGAUUGCCCUAUGAAAGCUUGAAACCAGACCCGGUCCUUAGGAGUCUCUUGCUCAGCCUGCCUUACCGCAAAAUUAUAUUCACGAAUGCUGAUAAGAUCCAUGCUGCGAAAGUCUUGAGCAGGCUCGGUCUAGAAGACUGCUUUGAAGGGAUCAUUUGCUUUGAGACGUUAAAUACUAUUUGCGGCAGUGUUGCAUCUGGCAAUGAGGACAACGCUGAGUUUGUGGAAUCACCUAGCACUGGUUACGGUGGGAGUUCAAAGAUUUUUGACAUCAUCGGGCAUUUCUCAGGACCCGACCUGGGUUUGGGAUUACCAAAGACGCCAAUUGUAUGUAAACCAUCUGAGGAAGCCAUAGAGCAAGCACUUAGGAUUGCGAACAUCAAUCCUCACAGAACGAUAUUCUUUGAUGAUAGCGUUCGCAACAUACAGGCAGGGAAAAGAGUAGGACUUCACACCGUGCUGGUUGGAAAAUCUCAACGGUGUAAAGGCGCAGACUAUGCAUUGGAAAGCAUCCACAACCUGAGGGAAGCGCUGCCUGAACUAUGGGAAGAUGAUUUGAAGUCAGAAGUCAGUUACUCUGGCGCGGUCGCAGUUGAGACUUCUGUGACAGCGUAGAUAGAUGUUAAUGUAAUCUCUUGAUUGAAGAAUUGGAAUGUAGUUCUGGAAAUCUGCAUUCUAUGCUCAAUUUUUAUUCUGAUGAAGCACAUGUUCAGCAGUAAGCUUUGAUUGUAUAUAAAUGUUCUUUUUAGUACCUUCUCCUGUUUUCGGUCUAGGAUGUUCAUAAUUGCAAUAAAUUUCGUUUCCUGUUCUAGUUAAGUCAGGAUCGAAUUCUGUA
Molecule: messenger RNA, 1850 nt
Organism: Eucalyptus grandis
Lineage: Eukaryota; Viridiplantae; Streptophyta; Magnoliopsida; Myrtales; Myrtaceae
Exons: 8
Coding region: 686-1630 (314 amino acids)
Source: RefSeq, a predicted model, not a curated record